Anopheles aquasalis is the source of this 1897-nucleotide messenger RNA. RefSeq lists its product as uncharacterized. NCBI's taxonomy places the organism in Eukaryota, Metazoa, Arthropoda, Insecta, Diptera, Culicidae. The record is from RefSeq and is a predicted model, not a curated record.
CUGCGGAAGAAGAACCAUACGAGAACCAUCGGAUCGCCAGUCGGAUAGUGGUGGCACUGGAGAUUUCUCUGGAUUGACCAAAGCAUCGCACUGGGAAGUACUCACGGACAGUAGCAAACCGAUUCCGGACAGUUAGACACGUAGCCUCGACUACAUCUACACUCUAAGCCGAAAAAAUGCUGUCCUCCAGUGGAUUUUGGCUCGGCACUAUACUGCUACUGUUGAGCAGUGUUGUGAUCGCUAGGGCCGGAAGUACUCAGGCCACAAGUAACCGUCUAGGUAAGCCAUGGGACAGCAGUUGUGAGCAACUGACUACAACUAACACCAGCCAGUACGAUGAGUACUUCGACAUCGACAAGAUUGGCAACAAUCGGUCGGAUCAGAACAUCGUCAACCUCGAGCUGCUAGUUCGAGUGCAGAACAUGCAAGAAGAGCUAGCGAUUCUGCUGUCCGCCAGCAACCGAUCGCGCCAGCAUCCGGAUUACGAGCAAACGUACGAGCUGCGUGUCAGCAACACCUAUACGGUGAUUUACAAGGCGGCACUUCGCAUGUUCGCCCAUCACAGCCACACGUUCAACUUCUUUCCGGGCUACCAAUUUCGGCUCCAUAUUCUGAUCACGCGCCAAGGCGACAUCACCGUUACUAUACCGGUACUGCAGAAACCGAUGAUCCUCGCCGUACAUGACGCUCGGACACCGCCCGAGGUGUCAUACAUAAGCUUUGGCUCGCGCAUGAACGCGUACCCCGUCACAAUCUAUUUCAACUGUGCAGACGGGGACGGGGCUUUGCCGAUGGGCCCAUCAUCUACUAGCAUGAAUUUCAACGAUGGCGGUGACUACAGUCACCAGGAAAAGCCCAAUCACUAUGAGCAGCAACAAUCACACUUGAACCACAAUCACGACCAAUCACAGGAGCAGCUGCUGCAAGCUUCUGUUGGAGUAUCGCAAACUGAUGACGGUAUGGCCGGAAGCACACCAGAUGAUGACGCGAAUCGGACUCGUUCCUUGGGCGAAGGCGACGAUGGGGAGUACACCGAGCGUAACGCUGAAAAUGGUAACGAAGGCCGGUGUCCUGUUUGUCCUAAACAGGAAAAGUGUGAAGUAGUCGUCCGUGCUUGUUCCUCAGACACAUCCAAAGACCUGCUGAUGGGGGCGUCCGGUACAAGCAAUGAGAAGCAAAAGUACUUCUUCUACUUUAACGUAUAUCUCAGCAGCAAGAAUGAGAAAAGUUUUAAGGCAACUGGGCAGCUCCCACCGUGAACAUCGGGCGUUGUGCGAUGCGUCUUCCGUGACACCACUUUCGACAUAUCCUGGAUAUUUAAGAGAACCGUUACUCGUACAGCAGGAGAGCUGAGCAGAUGGUAGCCCGCCUGUUCUACGGGUGAUCGUGUUUCGCUGGAUCAAAUAUGAAUCUCUCUGUGUCUUUUUUCCUCUUCCUAAUCAAUUAUUCAAUUUUUCCUAAUCUUAAUAACUAGUGUUAGAGCUAUGCAGUCCGAGCGUAUGUUUGAUGCAAAAAAAAAAAAAAACCAUUGUUACACAGCGCAAAAAAGAUCAGAAAGAUUUGUUUAAACCGCUGCCUGUUUUUUAGCCCUUGUCUAGUUAAUAAGAAUCAAGUCCAAUACGCGGUGGCAAUAUCUAUCGCUAGAAAAAUAUUCUAGCGCUACGGUACAUGUUUCGCCAGCAUAUUAUAGUGUGGACAAGUGAUUAGAAAAACGCCAUACACAUCCGUACAAAUAGAGUGGCAGAGCACUCUAGCGAUUCCGCCGUUCAAAGAACACUUAAAAAGAAAAUAAUCGGGCGCUGGUCAGUUCGAUGGCAACGGUUAUUGGAUUGGUCUGAAUGAGCGGGUAUAGUUGUUAGUCCCUUGUCGGAAAAAAAAGUUCAGCUACUGAAGGAAA